UUUUUUGGGCCUCUUUUCUCCAGGUACGUUGAUUUAUUAUUGGGCGAGUUCAAACAUUACAAAACAAGAUUGGACCAUGGAGGAAUCUCUAAGGAGCUCCAACAGCUCUUGCUGGAGUAUGGCAUAGAGAGCCUUGCAGAAGUUUUAGUUGAAGGACUCUCCAGAGUGAAAAGGUGCACUGACGAAGGACGUGCAUUGAUGUCACUUGACCUUCAGGUACUAAUUAAUGGGCUGCAACACAUUGUAUCAUCAAAUGUUAGGCCAAAGCUGCAAACUGUGGAUACUUUCGUAAAGGCUUAUUAUCUGCCGGAGACGGAGUAUGUUCACUGGGCACGGUCUCAUCCAGAGUACAGCAAGACUCAGGUUAUUGGGUUGGUCAACCUGGUUGCUACCAUGAAAGGAUGGAAAAGGAAAACGAGGAUAGAAACCAUCGAGAGGAUUGAGGCAGGACCCUAGGCGAAGGCGGUCUGUAACUGUUUCAUUUUUGUUUGCUCCAGCUGCAUAUAGAGCUGUGUUUCUCAUUGAUUUUGUCAAUUCCUUGACCCUCCUGCCAUUUUGAUGCUAACACCGGUAUCCUUCUUUGGUGUAUAUUUAAGAGAAAACCUUGUAUCAUAAUUUAGUUGGGGUAGUAACCGGAAGCAAAGAAACAGUAGUGUAUGUACACCGUACAUGGAGCAUCGUCUCAAUAAAUACAAAUCAUCAUCUGUUAUGAA
Messenger RNA from Lolium rigidum, 713 nucleotides. Its product is annotated as syndetin-like. Gene Ontology annotation, biological process: retrograde transport, endosome to Golgi; endocytic recycling. NCBI's taxonomy places the organism in Eukaryota, Viridiplantae, Streptophyta, Magnoliopsida, Poales, Poaceae. Gene Ontology annotation, molecular function: SNARE binding. Gene Ontology annotation, cellular component: EARP complex. The annotation marks the transcript as partial. The record is from RefSeq and is a predicted model, not a curated record. The transcript has 5 exons.